Colletotrichum navitas is the source of this 752-nucleotide messenger RNA. RefSeq lists its product as uncharacterized. Bases 152 to 664 code for a protein of 170 amino acids. The transcript has a single exon. The record is from RefSeq and is a predicted model, not a curated record. NCBI's taxonomy places the organism in Eukaryota, Fungi, Ascomycota, Sordariomycetes, Glomerellales, Glomerellaceae.
UCAAUCAGACCCUAACAUCAACGUGCUACUUCCAAAGUCCACAUACACAACUCAUACUUGUACGCCACAAAAGUUGUAGAGUUACUUUGCUAUCUCUAGCGGGGAGAAAAAAAAUUACAACGGUUGCAUAAAUAGACUGGUAAUAUCCACCAUGGGCGCCGGAAACGAACAGGAAGACUCUCUGUCCCAGUCUUCGUCAGAAACGUCGGCCCCUGUAUCAACUCCUCCAGCCACUUUAGCCGCCGACGAAACCCUUGGGGAUGAACACGGUGAUGUUCCGUGGCCAGGCCGCACUUUCUAUAUCAUCGAAAGAGCGACCUGCCGGGCCAUAACUAUCGUGGACGACAAGCCGGUGCUCCAGGAUCUCAAGGGGGACCGCCACCCAAGCACGCUAUGGCACUGCGUUGAGAAGAAUGGGUACUUUGGAUUCCAAAACCCGAGGUCGGGGAGGUACAUCGGCCACGACAGCAACGUCGGCAUCCGGACCGGGGCCAAGCUCCGUGGGUGGGAGCUGUGGACGCCGCGGCAGCACCCCGAAGGGGGGCACCAGCUCCUGUCGCCGCUGUGGUCAGACGCGCUGAUGGUACUGUGCGUUGCCGAGGACGGAAUCGGUCUCGCUAGGCGGAGCCAUGGCACGACCCUUUGGGAAUUCAUUCGGGUCUAGUCUGCUUGGCAAGGCAAGAUAAACUUGCGAAGGAAGAUGCAAUUAGUAUCACACGCUAUUGGAUUCAAAACAAUCUGUCUUAGGGUGG